AUGCUUGUCCCUGCCCUUGAGAUCCGACUACUUCGUGAGCUGGGUUGCCUGCUCCAUCGCCGGACUCUACGUCGAAUACUGGUCCGAGGUACUUCCCAGGCAGGCGUGGGCGUCCACGGUGUCUUGCCAUGGACUGCUGCUGAUUGUGGUGGCUUCGUUUGCUUCCGCCGUGUGCAUCUCCCCACCAGUGCAGGAGGCUCCUCGAUUUCAGCAGUUGAGAGCUGUCACUCAAAAUUUGCAGUACUUGUGCAAAGUCUGCGGCCAUUCCGUCUAUGGUCGAGAUCAUCAUUGCGUGUGGAUAAAUCAAUGCGUGGGCGCACACAACCACCGAUCCUUUGUGCUCUUCCUCACCAGCUUGACCACCCUGGCGUGGGCCUAUGCAUUCAUGGUGCUCUCUGCAUCCGCAUCGCAGGAAGGAGAGACGCCCUUCAACUAUCUGAUGCUGCAUCUGGCAGACUGGCGCCUGAAGCCUUCGAUGGCCGGGGCGCUAUAUGCGUUUGGCGGUGGCCUCUUCACCGUCAUGCUGCUACUCGGACAGCUCUUGACAAUCAGCAAGGGCCUCACCGGCCAUGA
Molecule: messenger RNA, 573 nt
Organism: Symbiodinium natans
Lineage: Eukaryota; Dinophyceae; Suessiales; Symbiodiniaceae
Source: the annotation of a GenBank genome assembly